Colletotrichum graminicola M1.001 is the source of this 486-nucleotide messenger RNA. RefSeq lists its product as uncharacterized. NCBI's taxonomy places the organism in Eukaryota, Fungi, Ascomycota, Sordariomycetes, Glomerellales, Glomerellaceae. The transcript has a single exon. The coding region runs from base 1 to 486 and encodes 161 amino acids. The record is from RefSeq and is a predicted model, not a curated record.
AUGCCGAACAAGAAACCCAAGAGCAACAAAAAGGCCAGAAGCAUCAAAGGAUGGUCUCUAUACUCCGCACUGCAUAACGACGUACUGCAACUUCUUCAAGAAGACAACCUCACUUUCAAAUUCCACAAUGACGACAAUGACGACAACUCCAGACGUGAUUAUGACACGAACAUCAUGGGCCAGUUUGCAUGCCGGAACCAUGCGUGUCAUGCAAAUGGUUGGGCGAGCAAGAGAAUCCCCGUGACGAUCCGAAUGUACGAUGGGCAACGAUACAAUGCCAGGGUUUACCAUCAGCGGUGCAGACAAUGCAACUCGCUGAGCCGCCCAACGCUGGACAGCUCGUACGCUGAGAGAGUGGCAUAUCGCCUCAAGGUUUGGUGCGGGAUUCCAAUGCAACCACCCAACUUCGUCAGGAAACCGGCAAAGAAACCUCAUGCGAGUGAGUUAUGUGAGGGCUGCAAAGCAGGGCAUUGCAGAGAGGGAUGA